Molecule: messenger RNA, 936 nt
Organism: Spodoptera littoralis (African cotton leafworm)
Lineage: Eukaryota; Metazoa; Arthropoda; Insecta; Lepidoptera; Noctuidae
Source: the annotation of a GenBank genome assembly
AUGUGUGGUCGUACUGGAUUGUCAUUACAAAAGGAUAAAGUACAGUGCGCUUGCAGUUACAAAUCUAAAAAUGAUAAUCAUUAUAUUAAACCGGAAUGGCUUCCAGAGUUCAAUGCAGGGAAAGACUAUGUGCCUUCAUACAAUAUUGCUCCAACUGAUGUAACUCCAGUUCUGGUCUCUUCUAGUAGAUUCCGUAAUGUUGUAGACUGCGACAGAGUCUUAAAACCCAUGAUGUGGGGUAUUAUACCACCAUGGCACAAAGGGGACUAUAAAACUCAUAACCUAAGUACUAACAACUGUCGUCUUGAAAAUAUAAAAAGUUCCAAACUAUACAGUCCAAUACUGAGCAGUGGAGGUAGAUGUAUAAUAGUCGCAGAAGGAUUCUAUGAAUGGCAGACCACCAACAAGUUUUCUAAAGUGAAACAACCAUAUUAUAUUUAUGCUCCUCAGAAGGAUGGUGUAAAGAUUGAUGAACCUGAUACAUGGCAUAACAACUUUGAUGAAAAUAUGGGUUGGGAAGGAAUAAAUCUUCUCUAUAUGGCUGGAUUGUACCACAUCUGGCAAAACGAAGAAACAAUAAUUUAUUCAUAUUCUGUCAUCACAAUGGAGUCCAAUGAAACAUUAGAUUGGCUGCAUCACAGAAUGCCUGCUAUAUUGGACAGUGAUGAACAAAUAGAGGCAUGGCUAGACAUAGACAAUGUUAAGCCUGACAUGGCACUGGGCUAUCUUAAACCUAUAAGACUAUUAUCGUGGCAUCCAGUUUCAACUGUAGUUAACAAUUCAAGAAAUAAAAGUACUGAUUGUAAUAAGAAAAUAUUCGAAGAAGAUAAGAGUAAGAAAAAAACACAAAAGACACUACAAUCUUGGUUUGUUAAAGCUGAAAAGAGGAAAUCAACUGAUUGCAGUGAUUCAGACCCCAAAAAGUCGAAAACUUGA